AUGCAGCCAGGAAGGGAAGUGGGAGCAGCCCUGGCAGCUGCAUUCAGUUGUAACUUGAGCUUUUGGUUUUUUGUUUUUUUUUCCUUGCAGAAAUGUUAUGAACAAAAACAAUACAAAAAUGGACUCAAAUUUUGCAAGAUGAUCCUCUCUAACCCGAAGUUUGCUGAACAUGGAGAGACCUUGGCCAUGAAAGGACUAACGCUGAACUGUUUAGGGAAGAAAGAAGAAGCAUAUGAAUUUGUUCGUAAAGGACUUCGUAAUGAUGUAAAGAGUCAUGUCUGUUGGCAUGUAUAUGGACUUCUGCAGCGUUCUGACAAGAAAUACGACGAAGCUAUUAAGUGUUAUCGAAAUGCUCUCAAAUUAGAUAAAGACAAUCUACAAAUUCUAAGAGAUCUCUCACUGUUACAGAUUCAAAUGAGGGAUCUAGAAGGAUACAGAGAGACAAGGUACCAGCUACUUCAGCUGCGUCCAACACAACGAGCUUCAUGGAUUGGAUAUGCUAUUGCAUAUCAUUUAUUAAAAGAUUAUGAUAUGGCCUUAAAACUACUGGAAGAGUUUAGAAAAACUCAGCAGAUUCCUCCUAAUAAAAUAGAUUAUGAAUAUAGUGAACUUAUUUUAUACCAGAAUCAAGUGAUGAGAGAGGCAGAUCUGUUUCAAGAGUCUUUAGAACAUAUAGAAACAUAUGAGAAGCAAAUAUGUGAUAAGCUCAUAGUAGAAGAAAUCAGAGGAGAAAUGCUAUUGAAGUUGGGGAGACUAAAAGAAGCUGGUGAAGUGUAUAAAGAACUAAUUGAUCGGAAUGCAGAAAACUGGUAUUAUUAUGAAGGUUUGGAAAAGGCUCUACAACCUAGCACCUUAGAAGAGAGGCUUCAGAUUUAUGAAGAAGUUAGCAAAAGACAUCCCAGAGCAGUUUCACCUAGAAGAUUACCUUUAAACUUUGUUUCAGGUGAAAAAUUUAGAGAACUAAUGGAUAAGUUCCUGAGGGUUAACUUCAGUAAAGGCUGCCCACCUUUGUUUACCACUUUGAAAUCAUUGUAUUACAAUCCAGAAAAGGUUUCUACAGUCCAAGAACUUGUUACUGGAUAUGAAGCCUCUCUGAAAACCUGUGACCUUUUUAGUCCUUAUGAAAAUGGAGAGAGAGAGCCCCCAACGACACUGCUUUGGGUUCGGUAUUUCCUGGCACAGCACUUUGACAAACUUGGCCAGUGUUCAUUGGCCUUGGAUUACAUUAAUGCUGCAAUUGCAAGCACUCCAACAUUAAUAGAACUGUUCUAUUUAAAAGCAAAAAUUUACAAGCAUGUAGGAAAUCUCAAAGAAGCUGCCAAAUGGAUGGAUGAGGCACAGUCUCUGGAUACAGCAGACAGAUUUAUCAACUCCAAAUGUGCAAAGUACAUGCUACGAGCUAAUAUGGUGAAAGAUGCUGAGGAGAUGUGUUCCAAGUUCACAAGGGAAGGAACAUCUGCUAUGGAAAAUCUCAAUGAGAUGCAAUGUAUGUGGUUCCAGACUGAAUGUGCAACCGCUUAUCAGAGAUUAGGGAAAUAUGGGGAUGCCUUGAAAAAAUGUCACGAAGUGGAAAGGCAUUUUUUUGAGAUAACAGAUGAUCAAUUUGACUUCCAUACAUAUUGCAUGAGAAAGAUGACUCUUCGUGCCUAUGUAGACCUCUUGAGAUUAGAAGAUGUGCUCAGGAAACAUGCCUUCUAUUUUAAGGCUGCUCGGUCAGCAAUUGAAAUCUACUUGAAGCUACAUGAUAAUCCUCUAACCAACGAAAGCAAAGAACAAGAAGUGAAUUCAGAAAACCUCUCAGCCAAAGAACUAAAGAAGAUGCUUAGUAAACAAAGAAGAGCACAGAAGAAAGCCAAACUUGAAGAAGAGAGAAAACAUGCAGAAAGAGAGCGGCAGCAAAAGAAUCAAAAGAAAAAAAGGGAUGAGGAAGAGGAGGAAACUAGUGGCCCCAAGGAAGAGCUAGUUCCUGAAAAACUGGAAAGGGUAGAAAAUCCAUUAGAGGAAGCUAUUAAGUUCCUUAUACCACUUAAGAAUCUUGUUGCAGAUAACAUAGACACUCAUCUUUUAGCAUUUGAAAUAUACUUUAGAAAAGGAAAGUUUCUGCUAAUGUUGCAAUCUGUCAAAAGAGCUUUUGCCAUCAACAGUAAUAAUCCAUGGCUACAUGAAUGUUUGAUUAAAUUCUCUAAAGCUGUAUCAGAUCAUAGUAAUCUCCCGGAAAUUGUGAGCAAAGUACUAACACAAGAAAUGCAGAAAAUCUUUAUUAACAAAGACUUGGAAAGUUUUAACGAAGAGUUUCUCAAACACAGUGCUACCUCCAUUCAGCACCAACUGUCAGGUGCUAAGAUGAUGUAUUUCCUUGAUAAAUCAAGACAAGAGAAAGCAAUUGCUAUUGCUACUAGAUUGGAUGAAACUAUGGGAGACAAAAAUGUGAAGAUUUUAACAAAGGUUUGCGAGGCACUGCUUGAUGGAAGCUUUGGAAGCUGUCAUAGUCAAUAUGAAGAAUAUCGAGCAGCGUGUCAUAAACUGUUUCCUUUUACUUCUGCCUUCAUGCUGGCCACAAAUGAGGAUGAUAGUAGCAUUACAUCAGUGAACCACACAGCAGUGAACCAUGAUGUGCUGUCCAAUGAAAUUUGAACUAGUAUAUAUACAUAUAUAUACUGAUAUGAAAAAAAAAUCUCACCCUUACCAUACAAAACUGGCUGGAUACAGAUCAGGGUAACUUUUCCAGGUUGUAUUUUAAUAUCUCUAACAGGUAUAAAUGAAAUAUUUGGAUAGCUAAAUGCAAAUGGAGUAUGCUAAUAGUUGUUUUUUCCUCCCAACAAGAACUGCCAAUAUUUAUGUAAACAUUACAUGUAAUCAGCGCUUGUCAUGUUUAUAUUUGUACAGUUUCAGGUCUUUUAACAAGAAGAUCCCUAAAUUACAGACAUUAAAGACUCUCUUCACCUAAAUGUUGUUACAUAUAAAAAUAAAUGUGAUCAUAUCUUGUUAAUAAAAUGAUCAGUUGAGCAGAUUUUAGCAAAUUAAGACUGAUAAAGUUCUGCUUGUAGCAUCCUCCAUCAUUUUCUGUUGGUUUUUUUUUUCUUUUCCUUUUUUUUUUUUUUUUUUAAUUUGGUCAGUGUGGUUUCUUUUGAAGCACAUAAUUAUAAAAGUGGUGACUGUUUUGCAUGUUUUUGUCAAUUCUGUGUUUUGUAUGGAACCAGUGCCGGUAGAUACUGGGAGGUCUGGCUUAUUUACAAUUUUUAAGUUUUUGAAAACUGUCUUCUAUCUACCUUGUGUUCCAUCACUAUUGUUAGCUGUUGUUUCCUUAAGUUUCAAAUGGUUUAACAUUUUAAAAACAGUUGAGUAUGCAUUAAGAAUUCCCAGAAAUAAUAGAGACUGCGAUACACCAUUGUCUGUCUGUUCCCCAUCCCUUUCUUCCUCCUCCCUUGCAUUUUUAGAUUGGAAAGGCUACUCCAAGGUUGGGCAGAAGUGUAUGGUACAGUAAUGGGGAAUAUAGAUCUCCAGAUUUUAUAAAUUUGCUGGUAAGUUUACCAUAUACCUCCAUUAAAAGUCUUAGUUGCGGAUUUAUGGCCAAUAAAUUUAAUACUUUUCUUCCUUAAAUACUAUUGCUUUAUGUACUAUAAAACAAGUAGUAUUUGAGGAAUGCAUUUUAUAUUUAAAAACUAAUUAAGGGAGCACAAAGAGGCUGACAACACAUCAAUGAACUUUUUUCUUACUCUGUAUUCUGGUACAUUAAUUAUUAAAUGUACAACAUAUCAAAAAUGAAAGUCGGAAUCAAAUAUAGCCAUGUAAAGCAUAAUACUGCUGGAGAAAAUGCCUACAUGUGACAGCUUUACAUUCUAUGAGAACUGCUAUCAAAAUAUAAUUAUACUGUGGCUUGUACAGAAAUAAGUUUUCUGGAAACUGUAAUGGAAUCAUUCAACCAGUUUGUUUUUAUUUUACCGCAAUGUAAAUAUUUCAGUAAUAUUAACUAGCCCCUCUAAGACAAAUAUACAUUCAUGAAGGGGGAUUUUAUUAAGACAAAUAAACUGUUCUAAUUAAAA
Molecule: messenger RNA, 4043 nt
Organism: Alligator sinensis (Chinese alligator)
Lineage: Eukaryota; Metazoa; Chordata; Crocodylia; Alligatoridae
Gene: NAA16
Product: N(alpha)-acetyltransferase 16, NatA auxiliary subunit
Exons: 20
Coding region: 1-2634 (877 amino acids)
Biological process (GO): N-terminal peptidyl-methionine acetylation
Cellular component (GO): NatA complex; cytoplasm
Molecular function (GO): protein-N-terminal amino-acid acetyltransferase activity; protein binding
Source: RefSeq, a predicted model, not a curated record